Daldinia loculata is the source of this 1464-nucleotide messenger RNA. RefSeq lists its product as uncharacterized. The coding region runs from base 1 to 1464 and encodes 487 amino acids. NCBI's taxonomy places the organism in Eukaryota, Fungi, Ascomycota, Sordariomycetes, Xylariales, Hypoxylaceae. The transcript is spliced from 2 exons. The record is from RefSeq and is a predicted model, not a curated record.
AUGGAAAAGGAUGACCUUGCUUGGGAGAAAAGUGACCAAGAUAUCGAAGCAUGGGAGAGGUCACUCAACAAGUCACAUAUAUACCGCGGAAUCGCCAGUCUGAUUAAUAAAUAUCGGCCGGGCGAGGCUGUAGAACUGCAUAAGCCGAUUAGAGGAGGGUAUAACGCCUUUUAUCGGCUAGAAUAUAAAGAUGGCUCGUCCGCCGGUAUGAGAAUCCCCUGUAAAGGUGUCAAGUUUCCAGAAGAGAAAGUCCGCUACGAGGUCGCCACAAUGCGUUAUAUCGCAGCGAAUACAACUAUUCCAGUGCCCAAGAUAUAUCACUUCGGAACAGCAGCAGAAAACCCGGUUGGCUUAGGCCCAUUUAUCAUUAUGGACUAUGUCGAGCAUGAGAGGACGAUGUCUGAUGCCCUUAAGGACCCUGCUCUCGAACCUGACGAGUCUCUUGUGUUAGAUCCUACCAUCGACGAGGGACGGCUUGAGUUUCUCUAUGGGCAGAUGGCCAAUAUCGUCUUGCAGCUAUCUACGCUGAAAUUCCCCAAAAUUGGUUCGCUAGACCAAGACGAACACGGUGAUAUUUCCGUGUCCGGGAGACCUCUCAUUCAAAAUAUGAACUCGCUACUAGAGUUUGCGGGUGUCGCUCCAACAUUACUACCAUCCCGAUCUUACGAUACCUCUACCGAAUGGCUUUGCACCCUGGCCGACAUGCAUCUAGCACAGCUUACAUUUCAACAUAACGAUGCCGUCUUGGAUGAAGAUGACGCGCGGGAUAAGUACGUAGCGCGUCAGCUUUUCCGACGGCUCGCAUCAGAAGGGCGACUUACAUCGGGACUGGAUGCUAGGAAAAAGGAUGCCAACGAUUCCAGCUUUCGAUUAUAUUCCGAAGACCUGCGUCCGUCAAACGUUUUAAUCGAUAAAGAUGACCACGUAGUCGGCGUGAUCGAUUGGGAAUUUGCUUACGCUGCGCCGGCACAGUUCUCAUUUGAUCCCCCUUGGUGGCUUCUCUUGAAAAGUCCAGAAUAUUGGGAUGGUGGAUAUAAAUCUUGGAUGGAGGCAUGCGAACCUCGCCUAGAAACAUUCCUUCGAGUGCUAGAGAUUGAAGAAAAGAAGAAGAAGAAGGGUCGUUAUGAAAUCGCAGGUAAUACGAUUACUUCCUCGUCCCUAGAAGAAGCUGUACCUCUCUCAGAGAGAAUGAGAAACAGCUGGGAGAAGAGAACAUGGAUGAUUAAUUACGCAGCUAGAAACAGUUGGGCAUUGGAUUUCAUAUUCUGGAGGUUCUUAGACACGGAAUAUUUUGGAGAUAAUGAGGAGUGCGAUCAUCACGCUAGACUCAGCCUCCUCACUCAACAACAGAUCGAGCCGAUGGAGCCUUUUAUUGAAAUGAAAAUGGAAGAGAGUAAGAAACGGAGUUUAGUUGAAUGGGACCAUGAUGAUGCAGUAGUCCAAUUAGCUAAGGUCCUAGUUUGA